UAUCUUGAAAUGCAGGUGAUCAUUUAGAGUACUAUUUUGCAGAGAUAACUUGAUCAUCAAGGCAUUCUUUUUUAGUUCCUCUAGAUCAAGAUACCAUCAUGGAUCUUCAGAACCCUUUUUCUAAUAUAACCUUUAUGGCUUCCUUUCUCUUCCUCUUGGCAUUGUUCAAAAUAGUUACAAGAUGGAGUUGCAAAAAUUCCACUACCAAUUUGCCACCAGGACCAUGGACACUGCCCCUCAUAGGAAACAUACACCAAAUUAUCAGCAACUCAUUCCCUCAUCACUGUUUAAAAAAAUUGGCAGAGAAAUAUGGACCUUUGAUGUACCUAAAACUUGGUGAGGUACCAUACAUAGUAGUUAGUUCACCAUCAAUGGCCAAAGAGAUUAUGAAAACACAUGACCUUAGCUUUUGUGAUAGGCCAAACCUUCUUUUGUCCACAAUAUUUAGUUACAAUGCUACUGAUAUUAUAUUCUCUAUAUAUGGAGAACAUUGGAGGCAACUACGAAAGAUAUGUGUUAUAGAGCUAUUAAGCGUAAAGCGUGUCCAAUCAUUUAGGUCCAUAAGAGAAGAAGAGGUGUCAGAUCUUGUCAAAUCAAUAUCUGCAAGUGAAGGAUCAGUUGUUAAUCUCACUCAUAAGAUUUUCGCAAUGACAUAUGGGAUAACAGCGCGUGCGGCUUUUGGUAAAAAGAGCAAACACCAACAAGCGUUCAAAUCAGCGUUACAGGAAAUAGUAUUUUUGUUGGGAGGAAAUUGUAUUGUUGAUUUGUAUCCUUCUAUUAAAAUGCUUCAAAGGGUGAGUUGGGCGAAGAUCAAAAUGGAAAAACUUCACAAAGAGAUUGAUAUGAUUUUGCAAGACAUCAUCGACGAUCACAAAAGAGUUCAAAAUGAAGAAACCAAGGAUGAAGAUAUAGUAGAUGCUCUUCUCAAGAUUCAACAGGAAAAUGAUCACUCACAACAUCCCUUGACUGAUGACAGUAUGAAAUCAAUCAUCCAGGACAUGUUUGCUGCCGGUACUGAAACAUCGUCAGGGGUUGUGUUAUGGGUGAUGUCUGAGAUAGUAAAGAAUCCAAAGGUAAUGGAAGAAGCACAAGCUGAAGUAAGAAGAGUAUUUGAUAAAAAGGGGUAUGCGGACGAGACAGAGAUGCACCAAUUGAUUUAUUUAAAGUCUGUCAUCAAAGAAACAUUUAGGUUGCAUCCUAUUAUACCAUUGUUAGUUCCAAGAGAAAGUAGGGAGAGGUGUCAAAUCGAUGGCUAUGAGAUCCCGGCUAAGACAAGGGUUAUUGUCAAUGCUUGGGCCAUUGGAAGAGAUCCGAAAUAUUGGAUUGAACCUGAGAGUUUUAAACCUGAGAGGUUUGUCGAUAGCCUAAUUGAUUUCAAAGGCACGGACUUUGAAUUCAUACCAUUUGGUGCCGGAAGAAGAAUGUGUCCGGGCCUAGCAUUUGCCUUACCCAAUAUUGAGUUGCCACUUGCUAUGUUACUUUACCAUUUUGAUUGGAAACUGCCCAACGAAAUGAAGAAUGAAGAACUAAAUAUGACCGAGUACACAAAGUAUUUAAUUUCAUGUUUGAAUAAAUUCUAACUAUGAUUCUAAACA
Molecule: messenger RNA, 1595 nt
Organism: Trifolium pratense (red clover)
Lineage: Eukaryota; Viridiplantae; Streptophyta; Magnoliopsida; Fabales; Fabaceae
Product: cytochrome P450 71D10-like
Exons: 2
Coding region: 99-1580 (493 amino acids)
Molecular function (GO): heme binding; iron ion binding; oxidoreductase activity, acting on paired donors, with incorporation or reduction of molecular oxygen
Source: RefSeq, a predicted model, not a curated record